Molecule: messenger RNA, 1918 nt
Organism: Pongo pygmaeus (Bornean orangutan)
Lineage: Eukaryota; Metazoa; Chordata; Mammalia; Primates; Hominidae
Exons: 3
Coding region: 369-1565 (398 amino acids)
Source: RefSeq, a predicted model, not a curated record
GACAAGGGUGGUGGCCGCUCUGGAGGUGCCCGGGGCGGUCCCCUCAAGGCCCCUCCGGGCUUACUCCGUCUUCCACACUGUUGAGCAGCUUUCCUACCUCAUGGCAGAGGAUAAACACUGUGGUCACAUCCAGGCAGACCCGGCCCAGACAGAGUCUUGCUAUGUUGCCCAGGCUUAUCUUGAAUUCCCAGCCUAAAGUGAUCCUCCCUCCUUGGCUUCCUGCUGCAUUAGGAUUACAGAAUUAGCACUGUGUCUUCUUCUCUCUUUUUCAACUGAAACUAAAAAGGAACAUUUUAAAAAGUGAAAGCUAUUUUUGAUAAACUAUCUUAAUUUCCCAUGAUCUGCAACUGUGGGUACAUAGGAAGUACAUGGAAACAGAUGUUUGGCAGAGCUUGCCAACAAAUUAUGUCCUGCAUCAAGAAGGCAUGCCACUCAGCAUGACACUCUUAAGAGGCAGAAAGGUGACAAAAGAAGGAUGUGAUCUGCUCCUGGUGAAGACAAAAGAAGGAUGUGAUCUGCUCCUGGUGAAGACAAAAGAAGGAUGUGAUCUGCUCCUGGUGAAGACAAAAGAAGGAUGUGAUCUGCUCUUGGUGAAGACAAAAGAAGGAUGUGAUCUGCUCCUGGUGAAGACAAAAGAAGGAUGUGAUCUGCUCCUGGUGAAGACAAAAGAAGGAUGUGAUCUGCUCCUGGUGAAGACAAAAGAAGGAUGUGAUCUGCUCCUGGUGAAGACAAAAGAAGGAUGUGAUCUGCUCCUGGUGAAGACAAAAGAAGGAUGUGAUCUGCUCCUGGUGAAGACAAAAGAAGGAUGUGAUCUGCUCCUGGUGAAGACAAAAGAAGGAUGUGAUCUGCUCCUGGUGAAGACAAAAGAAGGAUGUGAUCUGCUCCUGGUGAAGACAAAAGAAGGAUGUGAUCUGCUCCUGGUGAAGACAAAAGAAGGAUGUGAUCUGCUCCUGGUGAAGACAAAAGAAGGAUGUGAUCUGCUCCUGGUGAAGACAAAAGAAGGAUGUGAUCUGCUCCUGGUGAAGACAAAAGAAGGAUGUGAUCUGCUCCUGGUGAAGACAAAAGAAGGAUGUGAUCUGCUCCUGGUGAAGACAAAAGAAGGAUGUGAUCUGCUCCUGGUGAAGACAAAAGAAGGAUGUGAUCUGCUCCUGGUGAAGACAAAAGAAGGAUGUGAUCUGCUCCUGGUGAAGACAAAAGAAGGAUGUGAUCUGCUCCUGGUGAAGACAAAAGAAGGAUGUGAUCUGCUCCUGGUGAAGACAAAAGAAGGAUGUGAUCUGCUCCUGGUGAAGACAAAAGAAGGAUGUGAUCUGCUCCUGGUGAAGACAAAAGAAGGAUGUGAUCUGCUCCUGGUGAAGACAAAAGAAGGAUGUGAUCUGCUCCUGGUGAAGACAAAAGAAGGAUGUGAUCUGCUCCUGGUGAAGAGCCACCUGACUCUCCCUCAGCUGUACAUAGUGGCCUUAACGUGCAUCUUGCUAGAAGGGGCAUGCAAGCCAGGGGCUGCCAGCCAAGCCAUACAGGCCAAGGGCAGUUUCAAGUCCAUCUUUUACUUCAUCGAACUGUUCUAGUAAGCAGCUAGAGUUUUAUGAACACUGUAAACUCUUUAUCAUAUUUCUUUGCUAUUUCUGGAGGAUUUGUUCUAGGAGUCCUCUUGUAUACCAAAAUGCAUGGAUACACAAGUUCUUUAUAUAUAAUGGCAUAGUAUUUACAUAUAACUUAUGCAUAUUCUCCUGCAUACUUUAAAUCUUCUCUAGAUUACUUUUAAUACCUAAAUUGUUGUUAUACUGUAUUGUUUAGGGAAUAGUGAAAAGAAAAAUAAAAUUCUGUAAAUGUUCAGUACAGAAACAUUACUAAAAAUAUUUUUGAGGCUCAUUUGUUGAAUCCAGGAAUGCAGAACCAAUAAAUAAGUAGGGCCAGCUCG